Molecule: messenger RNA, 876 nt
Organism: Penicillium macrosclerotiorum
Lineage: Eukaryota; Fungi; Ascomycota; Eurotiomycetes; Eurotiales; Aspergillaceae
Exons: 1
Coding region: 1-876 (291 amino acids)
Source: RefSeq, a predicted model, not a curated record
AUGAUGAGAUCCAGAGAUUUCAACAUCGCCGAGAUCGAGGCGCGUGGGAAAGACUAUCGCCAGUGGAUGGAUGAUCCCGCAUAUGCUUCUGCCCGUGGUAGAAACUGUCCUCAACCAUGCAAAAUCACACUUGAUAGUCUGACAACCGGGCCGUGGAAUGUGAACCAAGUAGAAGCGCCGCUCCCCAGUCCUAGUAUACUUUACACUCUCGAAGUCCUAUUUCUUACUCAGCCUACGUUUAAAAAGAUCGAUGUCAAGUCCUGGAAGGAUGGCCCCUUCCCCGACUAUGCCAACUGGGUUCAAGCAUAUGUUACCUCUGGAGCCAUUGUGCUUCCAGUAGUAUGGCGAUCCUUUGGACCGCAUCUCUCUGAGAUCGUAGUUGCCAUUUAUCGCGCUCAUUACCCUGAUGUUUCCUUGAAGCAGGUGUUCUUCACCACGAUCACCAACGCCCAGACUGUCGAUUCUAUAAGAGAGCAGCUCUACGAGGAAAACGACAUGGAGUUUGGCAUCCAUGAUCACCAGGCGUACUGGGAUCAUGGAACGCGGGAGUACGACAUUGCUCUCGGGACGCCUAUAGGUUCUAUUGUUGGAGCGAUCGUGCUUGGAUUGUUCCCACGCGGGACCCACCACAUUCGGAAGAUCUUGACGUGGACCAAGGAAGACAAUCGUAUCUUUUUUGAUAUGGGAUUUAGCAUCAAGCCCAUGGAUGCCCCGAAUACUCCCAUCGAUUCGCCCCUGACGAGUGUUCCUCCCACCGAGGAGGAGAAUGAGCUUACUCCCUUUCCAGGUAUACCUGUCGCUCCGUUUCCUGCAGAUGUUUCUGAUACUUCUACCCUCUCUAAUGCCGAUAGUAACCCUUCAACUCCGAAGAGCUAG